CACCUGUACCUUACAAUUCUUCUCUUUGCAUGCAACUAUGUUUCAGCUGUGAAAGAAGCAGCAUUCGUGCAUGCCAUCAGUUCGGCAGGAGUCGUGGAUGCAGUUGGACGGUCUUGUCGAGACGGACAACUGAGCUCCUGCGGUUGUUCUCAAGCAGCGCGGCCUUCCGAGCUGAAAGCCGAGUGGCGUUGGGGCGGAUGCGGGGAUAAUCUCAAAUACGGCUACAAGUUUUCUCAAACGUUUGUUGAUGGGCGAGAGCGCGAGAAGAAAAGCAGAAAAGGAGCCAAGCGACUCAAGUCGAGGGCAUUGAUGAAUCUGCACAAUAACGAAGCUGGACGCAGGAGUGUUUUCAAGAACUCCAAGGUGAAAUGCAAGUGCCAUGGAGUGUCUGGAUCUUGCAGUCUCAUCACUUGCUGGCAGCAAUUGGCUCCCUUCCGCGAAAUCGGUGACUAUUUGUUCCGAAAGUACGAGACUGCUGCCAUGGUGAAGUUCACUCACCGCGGCAAGAUGCUGAUCAAGAAGAGCCGACAUCGAGCCAUGCCCACGCCGGAGGACCUGGUGUACAUGGAGAACUCUCCGGACUAUUGCGAACGGAACGACUUGUACGGCUCAUUCGGU
Notodromas monacha is the source of this 618-nucleotide messenger RNA. Lineage: Eukaryota; Metazoa; Arthropoda; Ostracoda; Podocopida; Cyprididae. The record is from the annotation of a GenBank genome assembly.